GUGGCAGAGCUGGCACCGUCGAGAUGAGCUGUGAUCGACGGUGAGUGGUAGAUGGGGCUAUGGCUGCUCGUGGAUGAAUAGCACUCCGCGAGAUCGAUCGAUCGAUUUAGCAACUUAGCUCCCGAUCGAGGCGAUCGCCGGGAAAAAGCGAAGAAUGGAGGCAUCCGCGACAGUAAUGGUUCAUACAAAGGCUCGGGAAUUCAGAUGCUAGGCGCCAUCGCAACACAAGAUUCCUCUUCCUCCUCCUUCUCCUCCUCCUCCUCCUUGAUUCUUCCUUCUAGAUGUAGGACGCCAUAUUUCGAUCGAUCCAUCCAUGAAGAGCGCAUUUAUGGUGAGCCAGCACCGAUUGAUCACGCUGUGCGUCGCGAUAAUCUGCCUCCUCCUCACGGCGCUCUACGGCUCGCUCCCGAUCCAGAUCACGCUAGGCAGGAUCGCCAAGAGCAUACGCUCCGAGUCUAGGCUGGGGAUCUCCAGGACGAGCGGCAAGAACGCCAAGCUCAAGGUUUUCAUGUACGAGCUCCCCAGGAAGUACAAUUUUGGGCUCUUCGACAGGGAUGGCCCGGCGCAAGAGAUCCCGUGGAAGAAUCUCAGCAAUCUCCCCGGGCCGCACACCCAGGGAUUGAAGAAGCAGCACAGCGUCGAGUACUGGAUGACGCUGGAUUUGCUCGACGAGGGGGGGCGAGAAUUCCGAGCCGCGCAGCGAGUGAGCGAUCCCGGCGAGGCGGAUGUGUUCUUCGUGCCAUAUUUCGCGUCGCUGAGCUUCAAUGUGUUUGGGGUGAGCAUGAGGGAUCCAGAGACCGAGCACGACAAGAAGUUACAGGUGGGGAUGAUCGAGUAUCUCAGCAAAUCACCGUGGUACCAGAGGUCUGGGGGCCGAGAUCACGUACUCGUACUCCACCACCCAAACGCGUUCCGGUUCCUCAAAGACCGCCUCAACUCGUCGCUCUUGGUGGUGGCGGACUUUGGGCGAUUUCCCAAGGGUGUCGCGGCGCUUCACAAGGACGUGGUGGCGCCUUACAGCCAUAUGGUCCCGACUUACAAUGGCGAUGAUGGGAGCGAUCCAUUCGAGGAGAGAACAACGCUGCUCUUCUUCCAAGGACGAGUCAAGCGCAAGGAUGAUGGUGUCGUGAGGACUCAGCUGGCGGCCAUUCUGGAGAACCAGCCGCGCGUCCACUUCGAGGAAGGAAUCGCCACGAACUUCACUGUAGAACAAGCCAUGCAAGGCAUGCGGAGCUCCAGGUUUUGUUUGCACCCAGCCGGCGACACGCCUUCCUCGUGCAGGCUCUUUGAUGCGAUUGUAAGUCACUGCGUCCCUGUGAUCGUCAGCGACAAAAUAGAGUUACCAUUCGAGGACGAGCUCGACUACUCCGAGUUUAGCCUCUUCUUCUCGGUGGACGAGGCGGUCAGGCCGGGAUUCCUCCUCGGGGCCCUGGAAAAGUUCUCGAAGAGAAGGUGGAUGAAAAUGUGGAGGCGGCUCAAGCAAGUCACCAGGCACUUUGAGUAUCAACACCCCUCUCAAAGGGACGAUGCUGUCAACAUGCUGUGGAGCCAGAUCCACAAGAAAGUUCCGGCGAUGAAGCUAGCAAUGCACAGAGCCAAACGACUUAAGAUCCAAGACUGGUGGAAGUGUAAAAGGUUAUAAUACCAACCAGAGAAACUUACACAGAACGUCGUAAGGACAGGAA
Molecule: messenger RNA, 1685 nt
Organism: Selaginella moellendorffii
Lineage: Eukaryota; Viridiplantae; Streptophyta; Lycopodiopsida; Selaginellales; Selaginellaceae
Product: probable arabinosyltransferase ARAD1
Exons: 4
Coding region: 314-1642 (442 amino acids)
Molecular function (GO): glycosyltransferase activity
Source: RefSeq, a predicted model, not a curated record